Messenger RNA from Aspergillus luchuensis, 2244 nucleotides. RefSeq lists its product as uncharacterized. Gene Ontology annotation, molecular function: DNA-binding transcription factor activity, RNA polymerase II-specific; RNA polymerase II cis-regulatory region sequence-specific DNA binding; zinc ion binding. The coding region runs from base 1 to 2244 and encodes 747 amino acids. The record is from RefSeq and is a predicted model, not a curated record. The transcript is spliced from 4 exons. Gene Ontology annotation, biological process: DNA-templated transcription; positive regulation of transcription from RNA polymerase II promoter by galactose. Gene Ontology annotation, cellular component: nucleus. Lineage: Eukaryota; Fungi; Ascomycota; Eurotiomycetes; Eurotiales; Aspergillaceae.
AUGGCGGAGCAGGCGUCCGAAAAACCUCCAUCAGAGCACGGCCGCGAGUCGGCUCUGAAUCCCGCCCCCUCGGCAAGCAAGCGGCGACGCAUCGGUUUAGCUUGCAAUGCCUGCCGUGUGCGCAAGUCCAGAUGCGAUGGGCAGCGGCCUUCGUGCUCGUCCUGCAUGUCGCUCGGGUUCGAUUGCCUGUACGAACCCAGUGAAUCUGCGGCCAAUGUCAUUAUCCGCAAGGGCUAUGAGUCUGAUCUUGAACAGCGCGUGCUGUCUGUUGAACACAAGCUGCAGCGGCUCGAUGAUGUGUUCAAGGGCCAUCUCUUGCCGUGCCCAAACAAUUACCCAUGUCGACUCACAAGUAGCACCCCUGCACCGGAAGCAGUGACGCGUGCGAGAGAGACACAUGCUACCGGCCUGGAAGAGCCACAAGAUGAAGAUGCGUCUACUAAUGGCAUGGCCAUGACCUUUGUCGAAGAGCAUAGCUCAGCUUUCUUUGGCGAGUCCUCCAACAUCAACUUCACACAGCUUCUUCUUCGAGCUAUAGCUGCCGUGCAUCAAGCGUCACCAGCCAUAACAUCCGCCGUAGACAAGGACUCUGCUCUUCAGGAAACAAUCAUAGCUAGUGAUUCCCAGGCCCAACCACACCGUCCGGUUGCUGCAUCAUCAACUCACCUGGACUCGCCGCCUACUACCUUGCCGUCAGUAGAAGAAAUGGACUCCUUGCUCGACAUUUACUUCGACACAUUCGGGGCCAUCUUUCCGUUUAUCCAUGAAGAGACGAUGAGGAAAACAUAUACGGAAUGCAGGCUCAAUUGUUUCACCAGAGCUCGCAGGACCUGGCUAGGAACUUUAAACAUGAUGUUCGCCAUGGCCAGCAGCUUGGAUAGAGACUAUGUUGCAUCUGCUAAGAAGCGCUUCGAGAGGUCCAAUAUUUUUUACAAGAGGGCCCUGGAACUGUGUGGUGACUUAUCGAGACGUGUCAUCAGCCUUGAGAUGGUCCAUUAUCUGCUCCUCCUCGUCAUCCACUGCCAGGGGACUCAGCGUUCAGUGCAGGCCUGGAAUAACCACGGGCUUGUCAUCCGGUCAGCUAUUGCGUUAGGACUUCACAGCCACUCUACCAGGAAGCCUGUCGAUCCCGUCAGCGACGAAUAUCGCCGUCGGACUUGGGCAGUAAUAUACUGUCUCGACAAGGUCCUGAGUGUGGCUUUUGGCAGGCCAGCAAGUGUCCCAGAUGAACAGAUGACCGGACGAGAGCCAGUGCCUGGUUUGUCUACAAGUGCUUUAAUUGGCCCCCAUGGUAACGUUGAUUUGCCUGGUGAAUUCCUCGCUGUUUCAUUCAAGUUGUAUCAGGUGAUGGCCAGAUCCCUCACCAAUCAGUAUGGGGCAAACCUUGAGAACGCCGACUUGUGUCCAGACGACAUAGCUUCACUCAAAGCCUCAGGCGAGCUUCGGCAAAUGCUUCAAGGCUGGGCGGCGAGCCUGCCAUCGUAUCUGCAUCUCUGCGAGCCUGCCUCCAGCGUACUUUCGCAGAAUUCUCCGGGGAACCGGUUUCGUGUCAUUCUCACACUUAGGUAUCAUAACCUGGCCAUUCUCAUACAUAAACCGUUACUUAGUGCCACGAUACGUCACUUGUUCCGGGCGGGAAGUGCGCCCGGUGGAAGUCCGCCAUAUUUGACGCAGCUCGCUAUGGCGGAGGCCCACGAAUGCGUCCGGGCAGCACAACUUACCAUUGAAAUUGUUCACUGCAUCAUCACUGCGGAUUCCACGAGUAAGAAUAAUCUCGGGGCGUGGUUUUUCACGCUGUACUACGUCUUCACUGCUUCACUGGUCAUCUGCGGCCGCCUACUGUGGGCACAACAUGGAGAGAACGUGGUAGGCGAAGCAGCUGUCAAGGACUCAAAGAUUUUACUCGGCAAGGCAGAAACGAUAUUUCACAAGCUGGACCACGAAAACAGUCUGGUUUUAAGUUGCCUGGAAUAUAUUCGCCGACUGGGCAGAAUGUGCAGUAUCAAAGGAGCUGCACCAGAUCCAUCACAGGGCCGCUCUGAUAGUGACUCUGCCUUAAAUUUGGAAGUAUCUAACAGCCAACCCACGUUGGAUCCUGCCACUAGUUCCGUGGAAGCAGGGGUUUUCAACGUUGAGGACAUGGAGGCGUUCCAGCUUUUUUCAUCCGAAAUGUUCGACCCGUCCAUCGUCGAGGGCUUCCAUCAGUCACCCGUCGAGGGGAUUACUUUGGGCAAUGGCCUUUAG